This is a messenger RNA of Girardinichthys multiradiatus, 3692 nucleotides long. RefSeq names its product sodium/potassium-transporting ATPase subunit alpha-1. Bases 193 to 3357 code for a protein of 1054 amino acids. The record is from RefSeq and is a predicted model, not a curated record. Gene Ontology annotation, cellular component: membrane. The transcript has 21 exons. Lineage: Eukaryota; Metazoa; Chordata; Actinopteri; Cyprinodontiformes; Goodeidae. Gene Ontology annotation, molecular function: ATP hydrolysis activity; ATP binding; P-type sodium:potassium-exchanging transporter activity. Gene Ontology annotation, biological process: potassium ion import across plasma membrane; sodium ion export across plasma membrane; intracellular potassium ion homeostasis.
AAGAGUGACACGUGCUGAAGAUAAAACAAACAAAAAAUAAAAAAAAUAAAAAAAAAAUUUUAAAAUAAAGAGCACAUCCAGGAGUUUAUUUUAAUUUUAUUUUGAUAUAUAUAUUUUGUUGUAUAUAUUUUUAAGGCGGAAUUUUAUUUGAACAAUUUUACUUGAGGAGAGGAAGAAUUUAUCUUUGCAACCAUGGGAAGAGGGGAAGGACGAGAGCAGUAUGAGCUGGCUGCCACCUCGGAGCAGGGUGGUAAGAAGAAGGGAAAAGGGAAGAAGAAAGAAAAGGAUAUGGACGAACUGAAGAAGGAGGUGGACAUGGAUGAUCACAGGCUGAACCUGGACGAGCUCCAGCGCAAAUAUGGAACAGACCUCAGCAAUGGUUUGAGUGGUGCGAAAGCUGCUGAGAUUCUGGCCCGUGAUGGGCCAAAUGCCCUCACACCUCCUCCCACCACCCCUGAGUGGGUCAAAUUCUGCAAACAGAUGUUUGGUGGUUUCUCCAUGCUGCUGUGGACUGGAGCUGUCCUCUGUUUCCUGGCUUAUGGUAUCCAGGCUGCAAUGGAAGACGAGCCUGCUAAUGACAAUUUGUAUUUAGGUGUUGUGCUGUCUGCUGUCGUCAUCAUCACUGGUUGCUUCUCCUACUAUCAAGAGGCCAAGAGCUCCAAGAUCAUGGACUCCUUCAAGAACCUGGUCCCACAGCAAGCCCUGGUGGUUCGUGACGGUGAGAAGAAGAGCCUUAAUGCUGAGGAUGUGGUUGUCGGGGAUCUGGUUGAGGUGAAAGGUGGAGACCGGAUUCCUGCUGAUCUCAGGAUCAUUUCUGCUCACGGCUGCAAGGUGGACAACUCCUCCCUGACUGGUGAAUCAGAACCUCAGACUCGUACCCCUGACUUCUCCAACGAGAACCCACUGGAGACCCGGAACAUUGCUUUCUUUUCCACCAACUGUGUUGAAGGUAUGAGGGCAGGAAUCUUCCAAGGACUUCAGAAACUCGUUGUUAAAUUUCUUGCUUUGAUUAAAAUCAAACACUUAAUCCCUGCAGGAACUGCUCGUGGUAUCGUGAUCAGCACUGGAGACCGUACAGUCAUGGGCCGAAUCGCCACGCUGGCUUCUGGACUGGAGGUUGGGCGCACUCCCAUCUCCAUUGAGAUCGAGCACUUCAUCCACAUCAUCACUGGUGUUGCCGUCUUCCUGGGUGUUUCUUUCUUUGUGCUGUCCCUCAUCCUCGGAUACACCUGGCUGGAGGCUGUCAUCUUCCUCAUCGGUAUCAUCGUAGCCAACGUGCCAGAAGGUCUCCUGGCUACUGUCACCGUGUGUCUGACUCUGACUGCCAAGCGUAUGGCCAAGAAGAACUGCCUGGUGAAGAAUCUGGAAGCUGUUGAGACUCUGGGCUCCACCUCCACCAUCUGCUCGGACAAAACUGGCACCCUGACCCAGAACAGGAUGACCGUGGCCCACAUGUGGUUCGACAACCAGAUCCACGAAGCUGACACCACGGAGAACCAGAGCGGCACCUCGUUCGACAGGAGUUCGGCCACCUGGGCGGCUCUGGCCAGGGUCGCCGGACUCUGCAACCGAGCCGUCUUCCUGGCUGAGCAGAGCAACAUUCCUAUUUUGAAGCGAGAUGUGGCUGGUGAUGCUUCGGAGUCUGCUUUGUUGAAAUGCAUCGAGCUUUGCUGUGGAUCGGUGGCGGAAAUGAGAAAGAAGACCCCCAAAAUUUCUGAGAUCCCAUUUAACUCCACCAACAAGUACCAGCUCUCCAUUCACAAGAACCCUGGACCUGACGCAGAAUCAAAGCACCUGCUAGUGAUGAAAGGAGCCCCAGAGAGAAUUUUGGACCGCUGCGCCACCAUCCUGAUCCAGGGCAAAGAGCAGCCUCUGGACGAUGAAAUGAAAGAUGCUUUUCAGAACGCCUACCUGGAACUAGGAGGUCUAGGGGAGAGGGUGCUCGGUUUCUGUCAUUUCAGCCUGCCUGAUGAGCAGUUCCCAGAUGACUUUGCUUUUAACACUGAGGAAGUGAACUUCCCCAUCGAGAACCUGUGCUUUGUUGGCCUCAUAUCUAUGAUCGAUCCUCCUCGUGCUGCCGUGCCUGACGCUGUGGGUAAAUGUAGGAGUGCAGGAAUCAAGGUUAUAAUGGUAACAGGUGAUCAUCCAAUCACAGCCAAGGCUAUCGCUAAAGGAGUGGGUAUUAUCUCUGAAGGCAACGAGACCGUUGAGGACAUUGCUGCACGUUUAAAUAUUCCGAUCAAUGAAGUUAAUCCAAGGGAUGCCAAGGCUUGCGUUGUACAUGGUGGCGACCUGAAGGAUCUGUCCCCAGAGCAGCUUGAUGACAUCUUAAAGUACCACACAGAAAUAGUUUUUGCCAGGACCUCCCCGCAGCAGAAACUCAUCAUUGUCGAGGGCUGUCAGAGACAGGGAGCCAUUGUGGCCGUGACGGGUGACGGUGUAAACGACUCUCCAGCUUUGAAGAAAGCUGACAUCGGUGUUGCCAUGGGUAUCGCUGGGUCCGACGUCUCCAAGCAGGCGGCUGACAUGAUCCUGCUAGACGACAACUUUGCCUCCAUUGUUACCGGAGUUGAAGAAGGUCGUCUGAUUUUUGACAACCUGAAGAAAUCCAUCGCCUACACUCUGACCAGUAACAUUCCUGAGAUCACCCCGUUCCUCUUCUUCAUCAUCGCCAACAUCCCUCUGCCUCUAGGAACCGUCACCAUCCUCUGUAUCGAUCUGGGAACUGACAUGGUUCCUGCCAUCUCCCUGGCUUACGAAGCAGCCGAGAGCGACAUCAUGAAGAGACAGCCCCGAAACCCAAAAACAGACAAACUGGUGAACGAGAGACUCAUCAGCAUCGCAUACGGGCAAAUCGGAAUGAUCCAGGCACUGGCGGGCUUCUUCACUUACUUUGUGAUCUUAGCUGAAAACGGCUUCCUGCCUUCCACUCUGGUCGGAAUACGGGUAAACUGGGAUAAUAAGUACAACAAUGACCUGGAGGACAGCUAUGGACAGCAGUGGACUUACGAGCAGAGAAAGAUUGUGGAGUUCACCUGCCACACUGCAUUCUUUGUCAGCAUUGUCAUCGUACAGUGGGCUGAUCUGAUUAUCUGCAAGACCAGGAGGAAUUCUGUCUUCCAGCAGGGCAUGAAAAAUAAGAUCCUGAUCUUUGGACUGUUUGAGGAGACUGCCCUUGCUGCCUUCCUCUCCUACUGCCCAGGCAUGGACGUUGCUCUUAGAAUGUAUCCUCUCAAACCCAACUGGUGGUUCUGCGCCUUCCCGUACUCCCUGCUCAUCUUUAUCUAUGAUGAAAUCCGUAAACUGAUCCUCAGACGCAGCCCAGGAGGCUGGGUGGAACGGGAGACCUACUAUUGAAGAACCCAUCAGUCCAGUCAGCUCGCAUCUUGUUCUCCACUACUUCUGUCUUUGCAUGAAUAUUGUCUUGCUGCUCGGAAUAAAAAUUUUAACCUCGGUGACAAAUAAAUUGGAACGUGUUUUUAUAUUAGGGAAUGCUUGAUACUACUAUUAGAUACAUAAUGAGAUGGAAAGUCCUGAUGAUUAUGUUGAUGAUAAAUGAUAAUGCUAAUAAUGACAUGAACACUGAAGAUUGACAUGACUAUGCGUGCCUUGUUUCUGAAACAGGACCAAUUUUAUACAUGUUUUUAACAGUUAUGAACGUUCAAUAAAAAUGCACUUGAGUCAGGUCCCAA